Messenger RNA from Xyrichtys novacula (pearly razorfish), 5242 nucleotides. The record is from the annotation of a GenBank genome assembly. Lineage: Eukaryota; Metazoa; Chordata; Actinopteri; Labriformes; Labridae.
GACAAAAAGAGCUCCAGUUUGACUUUUUAUGAAGUAUUAAAAAGUUUAAAAGUUUAAGAAACUCAAGGGUAUGAAUAUGAGAAAACUGCAAAGGCUGGUCAGUCGAGGUGGUUUAGAGUUCCCAGAUCUAUAACUACAAUGCUUAUAGUCUGAGGCGUCUAGCACACUAGAUAUUGCCUCUUGAGAGAGCUCCACUGUGGUACAUCAAAAAGGAAUCUGCAUCUUUUUCCUUUGCUUCACUGCUUGUCCAAAAAAUCAUGUAAAUUUACAAAGGCUCAUUCAAGUAAUAUCUUAACUUCAAAGCGCAUGGUGGAAAGUCUCAGGGCUUAGAGAGUUUUAUUCUAAUUCAAACAAGAUCAAACAUUUGGCUGUCUGUAUUUACUUAUCCCAUUUAUGCACUGCUGAGUGCAGCCAGGGGUCAAGCAUCUUGCCCAAGGACACUUCAGCAUGUGACCUUGGAGACCUGGUUUACCUCCGGCCUGCUAAUUUAGAGACAAUCAACUCCACCUCUGAGCCACAGCUGCCCGUGGAAAGGUUGGACAAGAUGACCCAGGUCUUAGAUGAAGGUCAUGAAGCAGCUAAACAUGCUGGUGGAGGUGAUGGAGGUAUCACAGCCCUCAGACUUACCUGCAUGGGGAAGAUAUUUGAAGGUAUAUAAAAGGCAAAGGGCCAGAUUGCUGUCAACUCCUGGUCCAUGCCAAGGGAUCUGAGGGUAAGGCUUAUUCAGUUUUCAAAUUUGUUCAAUAUUGAAUUAAGAUCCACUGUUACACUGCCAUUAUUCAUAAACGUAUGGUGUUGUUGAUGUAAGAUUAUUGUAUUUAUUUUAAUUAUAUACCAUGAAUAGGACUGAUUAGUCUAUUAUAAAAUAAAAUUAAAAAAAAAAAAAACGAGCUUCUGUGACGCUGUACAGUUUUUAACUUGCACUAUGUAAAUGCUGGCCUUGCAAAUCAGCUCAUUAAAUACAACAGUUUUGUCACUCUCUGCACACAUAUCAUAGAAAUAAUAAGAACAGGAAAUAUGGUGAUGACUUUCACACACCUGAACUAAAGCAUUUAAGUUUUAUUAUACGCAACAAGUAGGGAAUGAAUUUCUAAUGAAAAUAGAGGAAAACUGUAACUGUCUUGAUGAUUUUACACUUCAGUUAUAUGAUUGAAUACAGCUACGAUAUAAUACCAGAUCAUCUGAUUGGUGACUAAUACAAAGGACACAUGUUAAAAAAGCUAUUAAGAUGUAGAAGUUGAUUUCUGAACAGAAAUGUCUAUACUUCUGUCCGUGUGGAAGAAUCCACCAGUUUUAACCAGGUUAAGGGGUUUGAUCAGCUGUUUUACUUUGAAAAUGCUGACAGGAAGUUUGACUUUUAAGCCACCUGUGUCUUUCACAUCAUCUGGAAAGACCAGAACAGCAGAGGAGAGGUGACAGUGAUGAAGAGAGGCGACUCAGAUUUAGUCUUCUGCUUGUUGAAUGCAAAGGUAGGACACUUUCUUGCAUUUAUUUUAAAUUUCCACCAAAGAUUGGAAAUAAGAUUUACUCUUUAAGUUUCUCUCCUUAUAACUGUCAUGCCAAGACUUUCUUAAGAAGGUUUAAUUCCUUUUUAACUAAUAAUAAAUUAAUAUUUUGUUUACAUAGGGUCUCAUGUUGUAAGGUGUAUUGUUUUGAAUAAGGGAAAAUAUAAUUGGCUAAAAAGUCAAGAAACUGAACUAAAUUAAUAUAAGUAUUUUUGGAUUCCUGCACAGAUUCAUCAGUCAUUUGUCACCAAACUUUUUUUUGACGUUGUUAAAGAAUUGGUCAUGAUUCAGUUUCUUCACCUAUAGAAAUCUUGGGUUACUUCAAAUGUCAAGAUGUUACAGGGCAUAAGGAGUAGGUGAAGUAUAGACAGUCAUACCAUUUCUCCUAAUGCUUAGAGGAAUGUUAAACCUAGAAGAACAAGUACUGUCAGCUGUGUGCUCCAACCAAAGCCAGAAUAUAGACAGUUAUGCAUAUAGUUCACUUUGAGACCUGCACUGAAUGUUUACUUUGGUGCACUUUACCUGUUUGAACUGCGGUCUCAAUGAAUUUACAUUUUUUUGUUUUAGCAGAUGAGUUAAAACUUUCCUGAAAACCAUUAAAAAAGACCUACGAAUCUUCAUUUAUUUAGGCCCAAAAAUAUCUCAUUAUACACAAUUCUAUAUACUUUACACAGAAAUGGCCAGUCAGAAAAAGAUAUUUUUAAUUUUCUUUAAAUAACUUUAUUUCGGGGAUCAAUGUAUUUAUCAUAAUGAUGAUUUUAUUCAUUUAAGACUUUAUAAUAUUUCUAAUGGAGUUGACUAAAGGUUAAUCUAAACUUUGUUUUAUGGUCACAUUUGAAUUUUGUACUUGACAAUCCCUCGUUUGGCUAAAGGAUGACUCUUUCAUAUCUUGUUUUCAGGGUCUACAUGUGGAGAAACUGACCCUCCAGGAUCCUCACUUAUAACUGCAACCAAAAGAAGUGCUUAUUUUCACUUAUUAGAAAUCACAGGAGGGACCCCUGUUGCAGAUUUUUGAAUGGCUAAAAAAUUGUGGAAAGAUAAAUCAUGUUAUGAUUGAGAUAGUCUUUCAUCGUUUUAGAUACAUAAUGCAUCAUAGACAUAUAAAUCUGAAAACCUACUACAGAAACACCAACGCUGAAUGCAGCUAGACAGAUUACCCACUUUAAAAAAGUCCAAUUAUGAGGCUGCAGAGACAAACACGGCUGUUGGUGAAGCUUACUGUGGUCCUGGGAUCACUGUGGUUAUUUUUACUACUACGUCGCCCAAAAGCAGGCUGGGAUCCUACCUACGUUUUCAGGUACAACUGGCUGGAAUACACAGAUGAUGACGGUGGCCCAGAGAAAGUGUGCAACUGCUCAGCCAUCCUGCGCGGAGAGAGGGAAGCUGUGGAGAAAGCCAAAAUACUGGCCAUCACUAAAGACUUCCACAAGAGCGUGCUGAUCCCUGAUGAGUAUUAUAUCAAUGCAACACACGACUGCUGGUGGGCUGCUUUACAGAGAACUUUUAGUUUUUGUCAAACUGUUGGUCAUUAUUACAUGAACUCAGAUUAACUGGCAAAAAUUCUUGGGCAGUAUCAGUUCCCUGUUGUAUUUAAUCAAUUUUGUAUAUUUACAGGACAUUCAAGACAAGCAGGAAAUACCUGACAUUCCCGUUAAGCCAGGAAGAAGAGGACUUCCCUCUGGCUUACUCUCUUGUUGUGCAUCAUAAGGUAUGCUAAUCCUAAAACCAGCCUUUGUGGGGGUUUUUUUUGACCGGCUGUGAAACAAACUUCACACCUCAGGAUAAUCAGGCCUAAAAUCAGCACUGUAAUCUAGUGAUGGGCACGCAGUUCUUUUAGAUGUACUGAAUCACUACAAUCAAUUCACUAAAAAGAUUUGUUCAAAAGAUUCGUUCACCAAAUCAUUUAACAGGAGAAGCCUGUGACUCCGACCUUCUGAACUGAUACACAGCUGAACAGUGAGUGAUUCGUUCACUGAACGUUUAGAAGAAUUCACACUGAACAUGCACCGUUCCCUAGCAAACCGCUGCAAUGAUAGGAUGGUGCGGGUUUAAUGAACUACUUGUUACAUGCUGUGUCCUAUUGUAUGCAAGUUGUUGUGGUGGCAAUUUAGCAUAAAACAGGUAGUUUUGUCCGACAAAAAUUAUUCCAGAGAGUGUAGUUCAAUGCGAGAUGCGUUCACCAAACGAUUCAGGUGUCGGUGCAUGUGGUCCCUCGUUCACCAGCUGCUGGCCUGGGCAAUGCUGUUUCUUACUUCAGCUCAGCUGAAUAGAGAAACAAACGAAACACUCGAUGAAGUGAUUCAGUUCAGUACAUUCACUUAAAAGAUCCAGUUCCUUUGAACAAAUCGUUCGCAAAUGACACAACACUACUGUUAUCUUGUAUUGUGUGCUCAGAGGUGUACAUCUUUGCCUGCAUUGUCCUCAUAUUUCCAAAACAAAGCCCUGAUAUAAGCCACAGAGCAGCUAGCAUAUGGCGUGGACACUCUGCAGUAUGCUGUUGGCUCUUUUCAGUCUAGAUUAACAGAUCAGGUUCCUAAACAUCUGAAUUCCUGUCCUCUCAUGUCCACCAGGUGCAGAAUUUUGAGCGACUCUUGCGAGCCAUCUAUGCGCCUCAAAACUACUACUGCGUUCAUGUGGACAAAAAAUCAGACCCCUCAGUCCACUCCGCCAUCAGAGCUAUCGUUUCCUGUCUCCCUAACGUCUUCCUGGUCAGCAAGGCCGUGAGUGUGGUCUACUCUGGAUGGCCGCGCGUCCAAGCUGACCUCAACUGUAUGUCUGAUCUCAUCAAUGUCAGCACAGAAUGGAAGUACUUCAUCAAUCUUUGCGGUCAGGAUUUUCCUCUGAAAACCAACCUGGAGAUGGUGAGGAUGCUGCGCUCAUUGGGGGGCGGGAACAGCUUGGAGUCUGAAAGAAUGCCUGCAGAGAAGAAGUGGAGGUUUUCAUACUCUUACAAGAUAGCUGAUGGAAAGAUCCAGGUAACUCUUCAGGAGAUUUGGUCUCAUUGUUUUUUGUUUAGUCGUUUUGCUGUUUCCUGAAUGAACUCUUUGGACCUAAAACUUAAGCUCUCCAUCUUAAUCAGUUACUUUUGUCUUUCUCAGUGGUCAGAAGAGCUAAAGAAGCCACCUCCACACAACUUCCCCAUUCUGUCAGGAAACGCCUACAUCGUUGUGAAUCGAGGCUACAUCCACAGCGUGUUUGAAGACCCCCGGAUUCAGGACCUUAUUGAGUGGUCCAAGGACACCUACAGUCCUGACGAGUUCCUCUGGGCAACCAUUCAACGAAUCCCUGGAGUUCCUGGAUCAACGUGGCCAAACCAAAAAUACGACAUGUCUGACGUCAACGCGAUCGCACGGCUGGUGAAGUGGGUGUGGCACGAAGGGUCAGAGGGGUCAUUGAAAGCCGUGUACCCAGAGUGCCAAGGCAACCAUGUCAGGUCAAUAUGUGUGUAUGGUGCUGGAGACCUGCAGUGGCUGUUGGGGAACCACCACCUCUUUGCUAAUAAGUUUGACGCGGACAGAGACCCUAUCGCCAUCUACUGCAUGGAGAAGUAUCUGCGACGGAAGGCGCUGGCUGAGUUAUAUUAGUGUAUUUGAUCGGAGGACUUUGGGGGAGGGGGGUCAAAACUGAUUCAAAAAGUGAUAAAGUAAUACAAACUAAAUGCUUCUGUAUAUUUAUAAUUAUUUAUCAUGCUAUAAGCCUGGAAGGAAGAGUCCUUUUGAGGAUUUCGUGUCAGUGAA